UUUAACGAUCAUCCCUAAAUCAUCCCUGAGUCACACGGCUACAGUCAGUUCAGUGACAGAGUUUAUUCAUUUGUGUAGUUUCGCCGUGUGUCUUUUUUCUUUUUUAAAACAAAUUAACGAUAACGGAUCAUGACAACCCACGAGUUUUUUGUUGAUAUGACAUGUGAAGGAUGCUCUGGUGCAGUGACUCGGGUCCUGAAUAAAAUAGAUGUAAAGUUUGACAUUGAUCUUCCUAACAAGAAGGUCUUUAUAGAGUCGGACAAAGACACAGACAUCCUGCUGGAAACCCUGAAGAAAACAGGAAAAACUGUCACGUAUAUUGGUCCUAAAUAGACCAGAUGUUAAACAUGAACUGUCCAUAUGGAACAUUGUGGUCCUGUCACUAAGCAUUAGUAACCCUUCUGUCUGCUUGAUUUGGAUUUACAUGUUAAAGUUGCACAUUAUCCAUAUUAUGCUACUAACUCUAUGGAAUAAAAAUGUAACUUGGAAUAACA
Molecule: messenger RNA, 494 nt
Organism: Tachysurus vachellii
Lineage: Eukaryota; Metazoa; Chordata; Actinopteri; Siluriformes; Bagridae
Gene: atox1
Product: antioxidant 1 copper chaperone
Exons: 3
Coding region: 130-333 (67 amino acids)
Biological process (GO): copper ion transport
Cellular component (GO): cytosol
Molecular function (GO): metal ion binding; copper chaperone activity
Source: RefSeq, a predicted model, not a curated record